ACCCGUUCCAUCGAGCCCUCAUUCGGCCUGCUCUUCGGCGAUUUGCUGCGCGAUCUCGAUGUCGGCACCACCGGCGCUGCGGUUAUUAUGAGCACACUCGAUGUGUGCAUGAAUUUCUCAGGGCUCUUUGUCGGACCGCUACUCAAGGAGUUUUCGUACCGAAAGGUGGCUGUCGCCGGCUCAUUAUUAUGCGGCAUAGGCUUGGCGGCCACCUCACCCGCAGCCAGCAUGACACACAUACUCAGUACGUACAGUGUGAUCAACGGCAUUGGCGUCGGUCUUUCAACAUCUGCCGCCUUUGUCGCGCUUAAUCACUACUUCAAGAACAAACGCGGACAAGCUGUUGGAUUAUCCAUGGCUGGCACAGCCUUGGGUAUGCUGAUAAUGCCACAACUGGUACGUGUUCUGCUCGAGGCGUUCGGUUUUCGUGGUGCUGUGCUAAUGUUGGCCGGUGUCGCGUUAAAUUCCACAGUCGGUGCUGUGCUCUUGCAGCCCGCCAAGUGGCAUAUGAUCGAUGAAGUGAUCGAUGAGGAAAUGAUGACGAUGCCGGUGUCGCCACCCACACCGGAUGUUAAAGUCAUACGGGAGGAUGGCAACGAAGAGGACGCGUUACCUGAGCUAAAUACGUUACUCUUUUCCAAGCAGCAAUAUAUGCGCAAGAAUUACUCUGAAAUAGCGAUGAACACAAUGAAUGGCACGCGCACAGGCAUGCCAAAGCGUCCCACGUUUCCGCGCAUAAUGUCGCUAGCCGGCGUGCAAUCGGCGGUGAAUACUAGCCAGUCUAACUCCGAUGUGAAUACGACGCUACGCAAUCGCAAACAUUCGGUUACAUCGAAUCUGUCGUACAUGGACUUCACCGGUUCCAUACUGCAGGUGCACAUGAAUGUAGGCGAUGAAGAGUUUGAGCGCAAUGAUCGCGAGUUGAAGCGUGUCAACACUGCGACGGGUGGCAUGGCGAAUGCGCAUCGCGAUUCAUUCAUUAAAAUGCGCCCUGCAGAGACUGAUCAAUAUGAAGAGUCACCGGAGAAGGAGAUGGAGAAGAAACCCGGCUUCUGGCGACGUUUCGCUGAUCUCAUGGAUGUUGAUUUAUUGCGUGAUAAAAUAUUUCUAAACAUACUUUUCGGACUGUCCAUCUUCUACGUCGGCGAGAUGAAUUUCAAAAUGGUUACGCCAUUCUUCUUUGCCAAUCUUGGCUACAAUAAAACAGAUGUUGCCUUCUGCCUAUCCAUAACGGCCAUCACAGAUAUUUUAGCGCGUAUAAUACUCCCGCCCAUAUUCGAUCGUACUACCAUCAAGAAGCGUACUGUGUUCUUGGUAUCCAUCAUCUUUGUGGGCAUCACUCGUUCGAUUAUGGCUGAGCAAACCGGGUGGACACAACUGAUGGUUUGGCUAUCGAUAUGUGGUUUCUUCCGUGGCUCCGCCUUGGCCAAUUUCACACUAACCGUCUCCGAGUACUGUUCGCUGGAGAAAUUACCCUCGGCUUUCGGUUGGCACUUGGUUGGCAAAGCCGUAUUUGUCAUCUGUCUGGGGCCGCUGAUCGGUCUUAUACGUGACGUCACAACCAGUUACCCCAUUUGUAUACACGCACAAACAGUUUGUAUAUUCCUUUGUGUUAUCGCCUGGACGAUCGAGUAUGCGAUCACAUAUUUGAAAGAGAAGAAGCAAACGACGGCAGAGGGUGGCAUUAAUGCCACAAUUGGACCAGAAACUAUUAUCAAACACUAACACGUGCUUAAUACGAGUAUCACAGGAUAGUUAAGAAAUACAUACAUACAUAUUUUUAUAAAAAUAUUUCAGUGAAACUUAUACAAAACUACAUACUUGUAUGAGGAAUACAAGCAUGCAGAUACGCGCAAAGGCAUUUAUGUAUGUACAUCUGGUAAAUGUUCGUUUAUGCAACGGAAAAAAUAGUUAUGUAGUUAA
Molecule: messenger RNA, 1923 nt
Organism: Rhagoletis zephyria (snowberry fruit fly)
Lineage: Eukaryota; Metazoa; Arthropoda; Insecta; Diptera; Tephritidae
Biological process (GO): monocarboxylic acid transport; transmembrane transport
Molecular function (GO): monocarboxylic acid transmembrane transporter activity
Source: RefSeq, a predicted model, not a curated record